Antechinus flavipes (yellow-footed antechinus) is the source of this 1085-nucleotide messenger RNA. RefSeq lists its product as uncharacterized. NCBI's taxonomy places the organism in Eukaryota, Metazoa, Chordata, Mammalia, Dasyuromorphia, Dasyuridae. The transcript is spliced from 3 exons. The record is from RefSeq and is a predicted model, not a curated record. Bases 1 to 774 code for a protein of 257 amino acids.
AUGGCAAGUAUUAUUGUGGCCAACCCUACAACAUCCAGCAAGAAGGCAAGCACAGAGACCAUUCACACUGCAGCCAACUUCUGGGGCUCUACUUACAUAGCAGCCCAGAACACAGUGACCAUCCGCUCUUCAGAUUUCACAAUGCCCAUAUACACAGACAACCAUGUAGGCCCUAUCCACACAACCCAUCUCAGAGUUCCUGUCCACAUUGCUGACAUCAUGGUGCCCAUUCAUGGAGCAGAUGUCACUGUGCCCAUCCAUACAGAGGAUAUCACCGUGCCUGUCCACACAGCAGACAUCACUGUGCCCAUCCACAGAACCAAUUGUGUGGGCUCUCUGUACUUUUCAGAAAUCACAGAGUCCAUACAAAUGCCCAAUCUCCCAGUUCCUGUCCACACAUCCAAUUUCUCAAGCCCUCUGCACACAGAAGAUAUCAUAGAGACUAUCAAAGACCUUACGGAGCCUGGCCACUCCCACUUCACAGGCCCUGUCCACACCUCAGACCUCACAGUGCCUGUGCACAUAGCAGAUAUGACCGCCCCUAUUGUCAUGGCAGAUGUUAUGGUGCCCAUCUGCACAGCAGACAUUACACUGCCAGUCCAUAGGGCAGACAUCACAAUGCCCAGCGAUACAUCAAUUCACCCCAAUUUCCAGAAGCUGAUGGGCAAUCUUCUGAAUGAAUCCUUCAGCAUGCUGAAACCUGUUGGUUCAGUCCAUUGUAAGUUGCUGAUUCAGAACUACCACUCACCCGUUUCAUGUGAUGGCACCAUUUAAUAUGCAGUGGAGAAACAGGCUACCAAGACGAAGCUAAGAGACCAGGCCAACAUGAACCAUGGAAAAGCUUUUCUUCUAUAUCCUAUGAAGCAUCUGGAGGUAACUGAGGAAAACAUGGAGACCAGUCCCAUUAAAUCUUCCACUUGGAUACCCUAGGACCCAGUCCUUAAGCUGGUCAGGUGAAAAGAUUGUCAACCUGAAGGGGCAGCACUCAUUCCUUAUGCUUGAAAGAAAUCACUUGAAAUGAAUGUCUUGAAAACAAUUUGUAAGACCAAAAGAUAAGAGAACAUAAUAAAAACUAAAACAAGAAA